Molecule: messenger RNA, 1625 nt
Organism: Cylas formicarius (sweet potato weevil)
Lineage: Eukaryota; Metazoa; Arthropoda; Insecta; Coleoptera; Brentidae
Product: THO complex subunit 7 homolog
Exons: 2
Coding region: 16-615 (199 amino acids)
Biological process (GO): mRNA processing
Cellular component (GO): THO complex part of transcription export complex
Source: RefSeq, a predicted model, not a curated record
ACUGUGCACUCACUUAUGUCUGAAGAGGAGGUUAUUAAGCGGCGCCUGAUAUUUGAUGGCGAUGGUACUGGAGAAGAUCGUCGGUUAAAUGUAUUGCUGAGAACGGUUUCCAAAUGGAUAAAUUCGAACGAGGAUGCGGAAGAAGAAUCUUCGCAAAUUUAUGACAAAAUCUUAGCCCAUUUAGCUCUAGUCAAACAUUCUAGAAAACGUUCGGAAUAUGUGGCAAAGUCAAAUGCCGAACAGCUUCUAAAAUAUAAAGCGCUGUACGCACAAUAUGAAACAAAUAUAAAUGAAACAAAGGAGGAAAUUAUUAAACAAAAGGUCAAAUUACAAAACGCAAAAGUUAUUAAGAAUAAUCGCAUACAAUAUGAUCUCCUGGCUAAAGCCAUUGCUAAGGAGCCUCGGCGAGCUGAUAUGAUAAAAAAAUUAGAGGUUUUGCAAAAAGAUCUUACUGAUCUGGCGGAAGAAAAGAGGCAGCUAGACAUAAAUUUGGAGAAAAGGAGGAAACAAUUUCAUGUUUUAGCUACAUCAGCAAAUGAGUUAGAAAACAUGUUAAUUCAAGAUCAUAUGUAUCAAUCAAAGUCAGACUGUAAAUCUGAACCUAUGUCUGAAUGAUUGAUUAUAAUGCAGUAAUACUAGUAAUAAAUAUAUGUAACUUUAUUAUAAUUUAUUGUGUAAUAUACUUCGAGAGGGAUGAAUCCAGGACAAACUUAUUAAAAAAAAAAGCAUAAAAAACUUUUCUCUUAUAGAUAUUGAAAAUAUGUAGGAACUAAAUUUUAAUUCCUAAUGAUUUUUUAAAACCACCUAUUGCUAUUGCAGCGACAUAACUUUUUAAAGGAGUUUGUAAAACUUGAAACAACUUAAAUUUCCGUUGCACCUUGUAAUUAUGGCUGAUUUCAAAGUUGACUUUUUUUGCUGCUCCAAAAAUUAUUUAUAAUUGAAAACACUCUUUCUUCCUCUGCAUUAGCAGAAAGGUAGACAGAGUGCAAACUUAACUAUCAAAGAUAUGCUUUUUUGUACAAUUAUCAAAAUCUUCAAGCCAUUGGACACAAACAUUAAUAUAUCAUUAGUUUCUUUCAGCUUUUCAAUGGUUACAGAUUACUUUAUCAAAGAUAUUUCUUCAAAUAGUUCAUCUACAUUGAUCAAUGUGUCAUUUUACAACAAAACAGUUUAUAUUGCGGGUUGAAUUUUCGUGUAAUGUUUAAUUGCAGCGUUGGCAAUGUUUAUUAAUUAUCUGGGAGAUAUCCAGGACAGGCCAAUCCUGUAUGGUUGGUCAGCCUGGUAUAUAUAUCUUUAUUUAUUGUCAUAUAGUCAAAUGCCUUCUAAAUUUCAUAAAAAUGACUUGCGUUUUCCAAUAUGAAAAUGAUACCUAUAUUUUACAAAAUAAAUGUAAAAUCAGGAAAAAUUGGCUACCAGCUGCCAAAAUUUUUUACGAAUGAAUUAUUUAUUAUGAUUAGUUAAAUCAACUACCAACACAUACAUUACUAAAAAAAACUAACCUAAAAAUAGGUGGCAGUCACUUUUAAUCAUAGACAACAGAUGUUAGUUUUGGAAGGGUUUAGAAACUAGUGAACGAGAAAUGACGCUAUAUAUGGCGUCAUUACCGUCCAAUCAUUUAUAUUCGG